This is a messenger RNA of Pristis pectinata (smalltooth sawfish), 969 nucleotides long. RefSeq names its product biogenesis of lysosomal organelles complex-1, subunit 6, pallidin (gene bloc1s6). Gene Ontology annotation, biological process: intracellular transport. Gene Ontology annotation, cellular component: extrinsic component of membrane; transport vesicle; BLOC-1 complex. The coding region runs from base 293 to 691 and encodes 132 amino acids. NCBI's taxonomy places the organism in Eukaryota, Metazoa, Chordata, Chondrichthyes, Rhinopristiformes, Pristidae. The transcript is spliced from 6 exons. The record is from RefSeq and is a predicted model, not a curated record.
ACUUCAAUGUCCCAACACAGCCCUUGGCUGACUGAAGAAAAGGAAAAGGAUCAAGACUUCAAACUUGGCACAAAUCUCAAAGCUGCGGGUGGUGCUCGGUCCUUGCACUCGCUGGAAUUGAAGAAAAACUGACCGGGGAUCUUCAGAGAGGCUCAGCGAUUCCAACAGGAACUGGGAGGAGCGUCGCGCCGCGCCGGUGUCAGCGGCAGGAAACCAGCCCGGCGGUGAGGGCACAACACCGGGACCCGUGGAGGGGUCGGUGAGUGUGAGGCCUGGUGCCAGCCGCCACACCAUGGAUCCAGAGGACUCGGCUCAGGGCGCGACUGCUGGGCUUGUGGCCCCCGCAGGUGUCACCGAAGACGGCGUGGAGAUUGAGAGCUCUGGCGAAUUGAUCUGUGUGAAUCAGGAGACUGUGGAGAAGCUGACAGAAGGAUUAAUCUCUCACUACCUCCCAGAUCUGAAGCAACUGAAAAAUGCCCUCCAGGAACUGACACAAAAUCAGGUGGUUCUGUUGGAUACCUUGGAGCAGCAGAUCGCCAAGUUCCGCGAGUGUCAUCUUGUGCUGGAUAUCAAUGCCCUUUUCACAGAGGCCAAAUGUUACCACGAUAAACUGGUGAACAUUCGGAGAGAAAUGGUCACGUUGCAUGAAAGGACAACGAGACUAAAGGUACGGAUCCCACACUCUUCCUGAUGGUGGUUCUGAGACGUCUUGGACCACCCGGUGCCCCAGAAUGUGUCAUUCUCUAUCCUUUAUCCAUCUGUGUAACGUGGCUUUCUCCGCUUUGUCUGUAGCUUAUUGUCCACAAUUACUGCAGCAGAGUCAUAGGGUUAUACUGCACAGAAACAGGCCCUUCGGCCCAACUGGUCAAUGAUGACCAAGAUGCCCACCUAAGCCAGUCCCAUUUGCCCGCAUUUGGCCCAUAACCUUCUAAACCUUCCCCAUCCGUGUACCUGCCCAAUUGUCUUAAA